Caenorhabditis elegans is the source of this 1026-nucleotide messenger RNA. RefSeq names its product methylated diphthine methylhydrolase (gene dph-7). Lineage: Eukaryota; Metazoa; Nematoda; Chromadorea; Rhabditida; Rhabditidae. The record is from RefSeq and is marked reviewed. The coding region runs from base 10 to 939 and encodes 309 amino acids. Gene Ontology annotation, molecular function: diphthine methylesterase activity. The transcript is spliced from 5 exons.
CUCAUUUAAAUGCGAUCAAAAAGUGUGAAGCUGUCAAAUCGCCCAGCAUUUGCUCGUCGGAUACCAUCAGAGGACACAUCACGUGCUUGCGUAUCCACGUAUCUUCUCGAUACAUCUUCAGACACUCGAUCCGGCUCACUGUGCAUUUUGAAGAUUGAUGAAGCCGACGGGCUACAGUUGGAAAAUGAGAUUAGCACUUCUGCUGGAGUGUUUCGAUUCGAUUUCCGAAAUCCGUCGACGAUAGUUGCAGCGCUAACCGAUGGAUCACUAGUGGUUCAGAAAAUUGAAGAACCUGUAUCAUCCGAAACUACACCUGUAUCGUCGGAUAUGCUUUUGGAUUUGGGACUUUCGGAUUCUUCCCUCACUAUUACAACUGACAACAAAGGCCACGCGUACAUCGUCGACCUGAACACAUCACUCAUCGUUUCCACGUGGCUUGCUCAUUCGCUUCCGUACGUUCCUGGUGAAGGAUGUGAAGUAUGGUCUUGUGCGAUCAGCAAAGAUGCUCAGACAGUUGUAACUGGCGGAGAGGACGGAUCAAUGAAACUCUGGGAUGCUCGCAGCCGAACUCAAACCGGUCAAUCAAAAAUUUUCGAAGCCGGUGUUGUUUUUGUUGAUUUCCCGGCUUCGAACGAAGAUCAAAUUCUAACUGGAAGCUAUGACGAGCACGUCCGGAUUUUCGAUCGAAGGAAUUUAAAAACUGUGCUCAAAGAGAAAAAGCUCUCUGGUGGAGUUUGGAACAUUGAACAAGUUGGCUCAGAGUACUGUACUUCCUGCAUGUACGGUGGCUACAGUAUUCUGAAUUCGGACACUCUCGAUAUUGUCCACGAGAAUCGGGAUGUUGGAUCGAAUCUUCUGUAUGGAGCAACAAAAAUGUCCGCGAAUUCGGUGCUCUUUUGUACUUUUAAUGAUUAUUUGGCUGUUUUAGACGAGUAUUGAUGAAAAAUGUUGAACGCCGGUGAAUUUGUUAAAUUAGUGAUUUUUUGCUUGUUGAAUUUAAUAUAAUAAUAAAAAUUGCGUUUACAG